AUGGGUGCUGCUUACACUAUAUUCGGGAGACAAGUCCCAUCUCAUAUUGUAUGUAUUAAGGUAGCGAUUGCGGGUUGAAAUCGAGAGUGAAUAAGUACUGGAAGUAUCCAUAGCUUUGAUCAAUAAAUUAACGAUAAAGAGGACCAUGAAUUCAAUUUCCUUUACUCUUAUAGAAUAUUGAUUGACUAACCGAAACAGCUUUCUAUUGCCACUUUAGGUGCUGCUGCAGCUGUUGUUGCAUGGCCUCGUGCUAAGAAGGAAACUCCACCAGCCCAAGCUGCUCCUGUUGCCCAAACCAAAGAAGAAGACUUUGACUUGGAGAAAUUCUUAAAGUAUGUAUACAUUAAUAUAAUUAAUUAA
This is a messenger RNA of Debaryomyces tyrocola, 360 nucleotides long. The record is from the annotation of a GenBank genome assembly. NCBI's taxonomy places the organism in Eukaryota, Fungi, Ascomycota, Pichiomycetes, Serinales, Debaryomycetaceae.